Molecule: messenger RNA, 2074 nt
Organism: Triplophysa rosa
Lineage: Eukaryota; Metazoa; Chordata; Actinopteri; Cypriniformes; Nemacheilidae
Product: gasdermin-E-like
Exons: 10
Coding region: 427-1860 (477 amino acids)
Biological process (GO): programmed cell death
Cellular component (GO): cytoplasm
Source: RefSeq, a predicted model, not a curated record
CCUUCAAUGGUGUUUACAGAACACAAUAAGGAACAUAAUAUGCAUUUCCGCCUAGACUAUCUGCACUUACAUGAAGAAAGAACUACAAACAAGUCUGGGGAAACGUUACAGAGUAUUUCAACGCAUAGUGUGCACACAGAAGUGACAUGAGACCAGAGGUGGACAGUAGUGAAAGUCGCGGUACAAAGGUGCUCAAGCGUGGAACAGAUCGUGCAGUGUCGUCGCUAAACAGAAUUAUCUACUACGUCAUUAUGCGCAUGCGCGGACGGAUCGUGCAGGCAUCCUGGAUCGUGUACCGACACGCGCCACACCGAGGUCUGCUCACAGUACAUAAUCUCUACGCAGUCGAACGCAGAUCUCAACAGUGACACCAAACCGCUCCUUCUACCACAACUGCUUCAGUAGGUUUACAAGAACAAACAGGAGAUGUUUGAUAAAGUGACAAAGCAGCUGGUCCGACAGAUUGAUCCUAAUGGUGUUCUGAUUCCAGCCAGUUUUAACGAUUCAAAGAAACUCAAGCUGCUUGCUGUGGUGUGGAAGAAGCCGAAAAUGUGGUUCUUUGGGAAAGCUAAAUACAGUCCUACGCACUUUACACUUAAUGACCUUCUGGAGAAGGGUGAAAUAAUUCCUGAGCGGGAUGAGAGAGACUUCUUGAAAUGUAAUGCAACAUACAAAAGCUCCGGAAGUGGAUCAGUGGAUCUGGGAAAUGAAGCUGUCGGACUAAAUGUGACUGGACAGGGUAGCUCUGAACUGCACUUGUCUCUCGACACACUCAGAAAGGAAGAUAUGGAUAUUCCAAAACUUCUGAAGGACUCCCAAGGCAGGAAGGUGAAUCUCGGACAUGGUUUAAUUCAGCAAUUUUUAAAAGGGAAAAUAAUGUUAACCCUCCUUAAAGAGCGAAUCUUUACUACCUGUGAGAGUGCCAUCUCUUAUACUGGACAGGAGCAAGGCAGCUGUUCUUCUACUUUGAAAGGACAUCCAAUGAUGGCAAUGAAAGCGAAGGGUGAACUAAAAUGUAACUCUGACCUAAAAAUGAACAUCCCAGCAGGCACUGUGUUUGCAUACAGUGUCAUUAAAAUGAGCAUCAGCAGUGAUGGCUACAUUGAGUUGUGUUUUGAACCGGAUGGAAUUGAGUCGGAUGACAUAUCCGAGGAUCCAGAUUAUUCAGAGGUGGAUGGUCCUUGGGCACUACAAGAGAUUGAAGAAGGGUACUCACUUAAUUCCCUAAAAACAGCACUUUCAGAUGUUCAGACUAGGUUUUGUGUGCUGACUGAUCUGACUUCUGAGUGCCGCUCCACCUUACUGCUUCAUUUGAGGGAAAUUCUAUUGGACCGACCCUCCCUGUCAGUGUUGGUGGAUAGGCUCGAGGUUCUAAGCAGCGGUGAAGCUCCAUUACUCCAAAACGAGUUAUUGGACAACAAGAGCCAUUUUAUUAGUGAAGUUUUAGACUUACUGAAGUCUGAACCACACAACAGCGAGCAAAUUCUGGUGGCAAUGCAUAUGCUGCUCAGUGCCGUUGAGGAGUUGACAGAUGCUGGAUUACAACUGUUGGAAAGUUUCUGCACUUCUGAGGGCCUUAGAAGCCUGCAAGACUUAGUAAAUCUUCUGAUGGCUAACUCCGAGCCACUCUCAAAAGACGCAAUCCCUGUUUUCUUACAGAAAGACGACGAAUUCCACAGAGUGGUCGACCUUUUUAAAUCAUGUGAUGUUUUAGUAAAGAGAGAAGAUGAUCUAAUGUUUGCAGACGUUACAUGUGAAAAGGGUUUCCUACCGUUUGUUCUGUGUAUUGCCAUCAGUGGUCUUGCAUGCCUCAUUGACAGUAACAAUGAGAGUACUGGUGUGUGUUCUCAGAAUGACUAAAAUGUUAAUAAUAGACAUUUUCUUGCUCAUGUAGCCCUUUGCACUCAUUUUAUCUUUCUUAAUUUUAGAAUGGUAAUCCGCAAGAUAUUUUUAGAUGUUGUGCCUUUAAUCAGUUAUAUUUACAUAUACAUAUUAUAUUAUAAACAAAAUUGUAAUAUAAAGUUUUCCUAGACAGACAUGUACAAACUUACAAAAAUAUCCUAUACAAGAAUAU